AUGAUCUGGGUUACAACUCAAUUUUCUCAGAUAUUAAUUAUACUUGGAAUAUGGCAUAUACUUAAUUGUUUAGGUAUAAUUAAUUUAGAAGGAAUAUCAUCAAGUUAUCCUAUUCAAUCUGUUUAUGGAUUAUCACCUGGUAGAAAACGUUAUUAUGAUGGUUAUAUAAGACCAUCAAAAAAAAAAUCUGGUACAAAAAGUUUAUCACGGAAUUUGCAAACUACUGAAAUUCCAUAUAAUAAUAAAACAUAUGAAGAGUUAUCAUUAAAAUAUCCGGGUCUAAAAUAUUGUGAAAGUGAUAAAGAUUGUACACGAUUUGGUUUAUGUAUUAAACAAGGUAAAAAUACAAAUGCUGUUGGUUUAUGUUAUUGUCCUAAUACCUGUCCAAAUUAUAUUAAUAAAAAUUGUGGUAAAAGUAAAAGUAAUACAUGUCCAGAAAUGAAUAAUUCAUAUAAAAAUAAAUUUAAAUUAUUACAACCAACAUGUAUUACUGGUUCAUGUGCAUGUCCACCAAAUUUUGAUGAUUUAGAAAAUAAUACAACAAGUUUAACAUGGCCAAAUAUUCCACCAAUACAAUGUGAUAAAAGAAAUUUAAAGGCAUAUAUUUCUAUUGAACCAAAUUCAUCAGUUCCAUCUGGUACACAAAUUACAAUUCAUUGUUGUAUUAAUAUUGACCCAUAUGAUGUUGUAUUAAAAGAUGGUGUUGUAUUUUUAACAAAAUCUGGUGAUGUUAUUUAUCCAAAAACAAAUCCAUAUGAAGAAAUGGAAAGAUUAGAAAAAGAAACUAUUCAAUCAAAUAAUGAUUUAUCUGAUUCUGAAAAAUAUUCAUUUCUUCAUGUACCACGUUGUUGGUCUCAUGUUAUAGAACAAGUUGAAACAACACAUAAUGGUGAAUAUCAUUGUAAUGUAACAUCAAAAGAUUUUUUAACACCUAUUCAAAGUAGUUCUAUAAAAUUACAAGUUAAAGUACCAAAUAAAUUUGAAAAUUUAACAAUAAUUUCAACAUCUCAUGAUGUUACUAUAUCUUGGUUAAUUGCUAAAGGAUCAACAUUAAGUGUUGAUUUACGUUUAAUUGAUAGAAAUGAUAAUAUUGAAAUUUGGUCAAUGAAAAAUUGUACAAGUCCACAACAAAUUAAAAAUUUAAAACCAGCUAGAAAUUAUCAACUAAAUAUAACAUUAACAGAAGAAGAUGAUGAUCCUUUUAAUUUUAAUCAAAGUUUUGAUACUAAAGAUGACAUACCAGAACCACCUACAACAGUAAAUAUUCAAACAAAUUUUUUACAAGAUGUAAGUCAUUGUGAAGUUGAAUGGAAAGAACCAAAAAUUUAUAAAGGACAAAUUAAGACAUAUUAUGCAUCCGUCAAAGGUAAAUUACGCUAUGAACCUAUAGAUGGAACACUAUCAAUAGAUCAUAUACCAGAUUCACCUCAAACAAUAUGUGUAAAUUCAAUGCCAUCUGAUUACGGUGAAGGUGGAGAUAAUAAAAGACAAAUUUCUCCACUUGAUUUUAAUGUUGUUAUAUCAUGUAAAUAUGGUCCAUUAAAACCAAAUAGAAAUUAUACAGUUACAUUAUGGGCAGAAAAUAAAGCUGGAAUAAGUAAACCUGUUACAUUUGAUCAAAUGUGUAUAACAAAUUAUGCUGAACCAGAAUUUAUUGAAAAACCUACAAUAAUACAAAAUUCUAUAAAAGAAGCAUCAUUUGGUAUUAGAUUUGGUAAACCACCUGAAGAAAAUAAUGGACCAAUAUCAUGUUAUUAUUUAGCAAUAUUACCAUUAUGGUUAAAUGUAUCAAUUAAUUCAUUACCAUUACCAAAUACAAUAAUUAUUGAUAGUUUUUCAAAAACAUUAAAAAAUAAUUUACAAACUGAUAAUGUUAAAUCAGGUAAAUUUUAUGCAUAUAUUGCUGAAAGUUAUUCAAAAUUGCCAAAAGAAACUAUUAUUGGUGAUGGUAAUACAACAUCACCUGGAAAUGAACCAUGUAAUGCUUCAUAUCAAUCUCAUUAUAAAGCAGAAGAUUCUGCCCUAAAAUCUGAUUUAAAAUAUACCGGUUUUUUAAUUGCUCGUGUUGAUCGUGAUCCUACAAUAAAUGAUUUAAAAGGUAGCAAAAGUUUUUCAAAACGACCUUCAAUGUACUCAUCAUCACAUUCUGGUCAGUCAAUUGAAUAUUUAAAAUUUUUUGAACCACAUGAAGUAUUACAUAGAGGAAAGAGGAAGAAUAAUUAUCAACAACAGAAAAAUAAUCAAAAGAAUGAAUAUAAAAUAACAAAUAAUAUUAUAUAUAAAGUUAGAGAUAAAGAUGACCACAAAUAUAAUUAUCCUAAACAUUCACUAUUAAGUCAAAUAUCUACAACAUACAUUUCACAUAUACCAUCUUCAUUUAAUAAACAACAAACUAUUGUCAAUAGUAGACCUCAAAAUAUCAAUAAAAAUAGUAUUUCCACAGCAGAAAAGUAUAGUGGUAAGAUGUCAUCUGUUACAACAUAUUCAUUUACCAAUACUACUCAUAUGUUACCUCCUCAUAUUGGUGAUAGUGGUGAAAUAAAAAAAAUUAACUUAAAUCAAAGUGGUGACAUUCAAUCAAAUAAUUUUUUAAGAUAUCGAUAUAAACGCUACCACAAAUUUAUUGAAAAUAGACGAUUAGUUAAGAAACAAAUUGUCCCAUCAUAUCCAAAAUAUAGUUAUAGUGGUUUUUUUAAACCAGUUGAAUUAAGAUCAGAAUCUAAAAUUAUUGUUGAAGAGUAUUCUUCUGACAAUACAACAUUUAUUAUUAUUUUUAUUAUUUUAUUAAUACUUUUAAUAUUUCUUGCAACCCUGUUUUUCUUUAAAAGAAAAGGAUUAUUUAAAGGGCUAUGCCCAACAAAAAAAGAGCAUAUUUUGCUGAAACCUGUAUAUCAACCAAUUUCAUUAAAUGAUCUUGUUCAGGAAUAUAUUCUUCGUCAUAGAGAUAGUGAUUUUAUAUUUACUCAAGAAUUUGAAAGUCUUCCACAUUUUAAAGAAUCAUCAACAGCAUGUUGUGAUUUAAAAGAAAAUAUUAAAAAAAAUAGAUAUCAUGAUGUUAAAGCUUUUGAUAGUACACGUGUUGUCUUAAAACGUAUUAAGAAGGAUCACUAUUCAGAUUAUAUAAAUGCUAAUUAUAUUAAGGGUUAUAAAGAAAAAAAGUUAUUUAUCGCAACUCAAGGUCCUAAUGAAGAGACAAUUGAUGAUCUUUGGCGUAUGAUAUGGGAACAAAAAUGUCAUAUAAUAGCAAUGGUAGCAAAUUUAACGGAAGGAUUUAGAAAAAAAGUUGAUAAAUAUUGGCCAGAAAAAGAUGAAAUAUUAGUUGUAUGUAAAGGUUGUUUUGAUGAUGAUAAUAAUGGUUUAGAAGUUAAACUUAUUAAUACAACAUCAUAUUCUGAUUAUAUUGUUAGAGAAUUUGAAGUUAAAUUAAAAAAGAAAAUUGAAGUUAUGGAUGAUGAUGAUAGUAUAGAUAAUAAUAAAACUAAUACAAAUGAAGGAAAAAAUGAAAGUGUUUAUUAUAAUAUUCCAACAACAAAUCUUACAAUGACACCAGAAUAUGCUAAUGUUAAAAGGCAUUCUAAUGGUAAACUUGCUAGUAUUUGUAUUGAUGAUUCAACAUUUAAAAAUAAUGAUAAUUAUGAAAUUCGAAAAAUUUAUCAAUAUCAUUUUACAAGUUGGGAUGAUUAUAAAGCACCUAAUGUUGCUACAGGAUUAUUACGUUUUGUUUUACAUCUUAGAAGUUUAGAAGAAUAUAAUACAUUUCCUGUUGUUGUUCAUUGUAGUGCUGGUGUUGGAAGAACAGGAACAUUUUUAGCUAUAGAUUAUAUAUUAGAUCAAAUGGAAGAAGAAGAAAAAAUUGAUGUUUUUAAUUGUGUAUCUGAAAUGAGACGUCAACGUAUGAUGAUGGUUCAAUGUUUAGAACAGUAUGUUUUUAUAUAUAGGGCAUUAGCUGAGUAUCAUUUAUUUGGAGUGACAGAUAUUGAUAAAAAUGAAUUUGAUAAUUAUUAUAAAAAUCUUUUAAAUACUAAAAGAAAUAUAUUAAAUAUAUCAAUUAAUAAUAUAAAAGAUAAAAUACCAAAUAUUAAUAAUAAAAAUUUAAUUGAUGGAGGAGUAAAUAAAAAUAAUGAAAUAACAAAAAAAAAUAAAAAUAAUUUAAAUUCAAAUAUGAUAAUUAAUGGUGUAUCAGUAGAUAUGGAUAGAAAUGGUAUUGAGGGAGAAUAUGAAAAUAUUUUUAUUAAUUUAGAUGUACAAAAAACAACAAUACAAGGUAAUAAAGAAGAAAAUAUAUCAAAAAAUAGAGAAAAAUAUGCAAUACCAUAUGAUAAUUCAAGAGUUAUAUUAACAAAUUUAAUGGGAUAUACAUUAACAUAUAUUAAUGCAACAAAAAUCAAAGGAAAUAAAAUACCUUUUAUAUUAUCACAAGAUCCAUUAGAUGAAGAAAAUUGUUUUGAUUUUUGGAGAAUGGUUAUAGAUUUAAAAAUAACACAAAUUGUUAUGUUAUCAAAUGAAUCACAAUAUGAUUUAAAAGAAAUAUAUUGGCCAAGAAAUAUUGGAUAUACAGAAACAUUUGGUAAUAAAGAUGAAUGUAAAGUAGAAUUAAAAACUGAAGAUUUAUUAAAUUCAUGGAAACAACGUAAAAUUUCUAUUGUUAUGUCUCAAGAUAUGGGUAAAAUAUCUCAUGAGGUAACUCAAUAUAUUUAUACUAAUUGGUUGGAAGAUGAUAUAAUUCCUAAAUCAACUAAAAUAACAGAUCUUGCAGAAACAAUUUUAGAUUACUCUUUAAAAACAUCUUCAGAACGAAUACCUAUACUAAUUCAUUGCAGAAAUGGAUCAACAAGAUCAGCAUUAUUUUGUGCAAUUUGUUUACUUAUAGAACGUUGUAGAAAUGAAGGUAAAGUAGACGUUUUUCAAACAGUGCGGCAAGUUGUAAUGAAUCGUCCAUUUACAUUUCAAAAUUUUAAACAAUAUGAAUUUUGUUACAAAUGUAUUUCAUCAUAUAUUAAUGACUAA
Strongyloides ratti is the source of this 5007-nucleotide messenger RNA. RefSeq names its product Protein-tyrosine phosphatase,receptor/non-receptor type domain and Protein-tyrosine/Dual specificity phosphatase domain and Protein-tyrosine phosphatase, catalytic domain and Fibronectin, type III domain and Immunoglobulin-like fold domain-containing protein. Bases 1 to 5007 code for a protein of 1668 amino acids. The transcript is spliced from 4 exons. NCBI's taxonomy places the organism in Eukaryota, Metazoa, Nematoda, Chromadorea, Rhabditida, Strongyloididae. The record is from RefSeq and is a predicted model, not a curated record. Gene Ontology annotation, biological process: protein dephosphorylation. Gene Ontology annotation, molecular function: protein binding; protein tyrosine phosphatase activity.